AAACCCCAAAGGGUACACACUUGACACUGGAAAAUUCAACUUCCUGUUCAUGCCCAAAAUCCAAAACCUCAGGUCGAAAAUAUUUCUUUCUUCCGUCGUUCAUUGGAAGUGUGUUGUGUCUUUCGCUUUAAUCAAACAAUGUCUGAUACCGAAGGAGAUGUUGUAGCCCAACCCUCUGGGGGUCCAACUGACAUCAACUCAGCCCUGCAAGAGGUGCUCAAAACCGCUCUCAUCCAUGAUGGCAUUUCUCAUGGUCUCCAUGAGGCCACUAAAGUUCUAGACAAGAGACAGGCGUUGUUGUGUGUCCUGGCCGAGAACUGUGAUGAGCCGAUGUACAAGAAGCUGGUGCAAGCACUCUGCAAUGAACACCAGAUCCCACUGAUUCGAGUGGAUAACAACAAGAAACUGGGAGAAUGGGCAGGACUCUGUAAGAUUGAUAACACAGGAAAGGCGAGGAAAGUUGUUGGCUGCUCCUGUGUUGUCAUUAAGGACUACGGUGAGGAAACAGCUGCUCUAGACAUGCUCAGAGACUACAUGAAGACCCAGGGAGUUGUUUCAUAACUGUUUAUGUAAAUUAUAAGUUUUUAAAAACAA
This is a messenger RNA of Homalodisca vitripennis (glassy-winged sharpshooter), 594 nucleotides long. RefSeq names its product 40S ribosomal protein S12 (gene RpS12). The record is from RefSeq and is a predicted model, not a curated record. Lineage: Eukaryota; Metazoa; Arthropoda; Insecta; Hemiptera; Cicadellidae. The transcript has 5 exons. Gene Ontology annotation, cellular component: ribosome; cytosolic small ribosomal subunit. Gene Ontology annotation, biological process: translation. The coding region runs from base 139 to 561 and encodes 140 amino acids. Gene Ontology annotation, molecular function: structural constituent of ribosome.